AAUCGAAGUAUGAAAUAAUAAAGCUCUCUCCUUUCCCUUUGUCUUACUUCCGUUUGAACUCGUCGCUUCACGCCGCCCUCUCAACCUGCAACAACAAGCGAGGAGCGUAGAAUUUAAUGCGGAGGAGGUUAUUAGGAAAUCUGCUAGUUAAGAAGCCAAUUAGAAAGUGAAGUAUUUAAGUAUCUUUUGUACGUUAUUUUGGAGAGCAGAGCACGAGAAUUUUGUACUGAUGACGAGGGUUGCUGGUGAAUUUGGGGAUCCAAAGCAGAAGGAAGCUAUGAAAAUGGUUUCAUCCGAUGUGAAUUUUGUUUUUAGCCAAGCCUACGACAUUGGAGACAACAGCAUUACUCUAGAGCAGGAAAGUACUGAAAUGCCUUCUCUGAAGGAGAUUGUUGCAAAGGAGACAUCAGAAUUGCUGGAGCAGAAAAAACGACUCUCAGUGAGGGACCUCACCAAAAGAUUUGAACAGGGGUUGUCCGAAGCUUCUAAGUUGUCAAAUGAGGCAAAAUGGAGAGAAGUGGCUUCAUUGGAUAGGCAUGUUCUUCUAAAGAAACUUAGGGAUGUUUUGGAUUCACUUAGAGGCCGUGUGGCAGGUCGAAACAAGGAUGAUGCUGAUGAAGCCAUCUCAAUGGUGGAAGUUCUGGCUGUACAGUUGACUCAAAGAGAAGGGGAGUUGAUUCAAGAGAAAGCUGAAUUGAAAAGGCUAGCUACCUUCCUUAGGCAGACCACAGAAGAUGCCAAACGAGCGGUUGAAGAAGAAAGGGCUCUAGCUCAUGCUGAAAUUGAAAAUGCCCUAGAUGCAGUGCAGAGGGUUGAAAAGGCCUUUCAGGAUCAGAAAUUGAUCACCAGUAGUUCAAACAAGCACCUUCAUGAGUUGGAAGAGUUGAGGAAGGAAGUACAAGAGGCUAGACGAAUCAAAAUGUUGCAUCAACCGAGCAGAGUUAUGGACAUGGAGCACGAGCUUCAAGCUUUAAGGGCCCAACUCACAGAGAAGUCUAUGAACUGUAUUCAGCUAAAAAGAGAGUUGGCAAAGGUUAAAAGGGUUGAAGAGAACAUAUCAGACACGUAUCAGCUAGAAGGUUCAGAAAGUUUGGGAUCAUGCCUGUGUAUUGUACCUCAAGUAGAUUCUGCUCCGAGUAUCUCAAAUUACCAUAUUCAGUGGUACCGUAUGUUACCAGGAGGAAACAAGGAAUUAAUCUUUGGAGCAACCAAACCAGUGUAUGCACCAGAGCCUUAUGAUGUUGGGAGAUUGUUGCAAGCAGAGAUUAUUUUGGAUGACCAGAAGAUGACAGUGACAACAACUGGUCCCAUAGAUCCUGCUGCAGGUCUGGGGGAUCAUGUGGAGAAUCUUUUAAGAAAGCCUGACACAGAAUUUAAUGUAGUUAUCAUGCAAAUGAACGGACGUGAUUAUCACACAAAAUCUGCUCAUGUGUUUCUUGUGGGGAAGAUGAAAAUUAAACUCCGUAAAGGAAAGUCUACCAUGGCUAAAGAAUCAUAUUCUUCUUCAAUGCUGCUCUGUGGCGUUAGAGGUGGAGGUAAUGCUGCUGCUCGAUCGCUUCUCUGGCAAGUUCGAAAAGGACUUACUUUCACAUUAGCAUUUGAAUUUGAGAGAGAAAGGAAUGCUGCCAUCAUGCUUGCCCGAAGAUUUGCGUUUGACUGCAAUAUCGUGCUUGCUGGACCAGACGAUAGGUCUUCGCGAGGAACAUGAUCGUGUUCCGUUCCACACUAAUGUAACCGGGUUGAGGUUUUUUCUAAGUGUUUCUUGUUUACUGAUAGUUGCUGUAGUACUUUGCGGCAUUUAUCAUCAUUUUUUCUUCUUUUUAUAUAUUUGUUAAAUCGUUGAGGCUGCUUUGAUAGAUAGAUCCAUGUACAUGUUCGGUUUUCCUUUUAUUUUUGAUGGGGUGUUUUUGUCUCUACUUUUGUUGAUAAAUCUCGUUUGUAUCAAACUUUAUAUUUUUGGUGUGCAAGUUUUAUUUUCCUUUA
Molecule: messenger RNA, 1983 nt
Organism: Zingiber officinale
Lineage: Eukaryota; Viridiplantae; Streptophyta; Magnoliopsida; Zingiberales; Zingiberaceae
Product: stomatal closure-related actin-binding protein 1-like
Exons: 13
Coding region: 230-1708 (492 amino acids)
Biological process (GO): actin filament organization; regulation of stomatal movement
Molecular function (GO): actin binding
Source: RefSeq, a predicted model, not a curated record